Molecule: messenger RNA, 1871 nt
Organism: Apodemus sylvaticus (European woodmouse)
Lineage: Eukaryota; Metazoa; Chordata; Mammalia; Rodentia; Muridae
Gene: Ccr2
Product: C-C motif chemokine receptor 2
Exons: 2
Coding region: 718-1839 (373 amino acids)
Biological process (GO): inflammatory response; positive regulation of monocyte chemotaxis; chemotaxis
Cellular component (GO): membrane; cytoplasm
Molecular function (GO): C-C chemokine receptor activity; chemokine (C-C motif) ligand 5 binding
Source: RefSeq, a predicted model, not a curated record
AGGGUGCAGAUUAGGUUUCACAAGAGAAGGGGAAUUUAAGUAGGAGGUAGAAUAAAUAGGAGCCAUUUUAGGCCAAGGGACAAGAACAGAGUAAAUCACUGGGGCAAAAAGGAAGUGGUGAAUUCAGAGGAAAUGGAGAGAAGACGGUUGUGGGUGUGCACAGGACUGGGAAUGUGAGAGCAGAUCAGUCACUCUGAAGUCCCACCACAUCCAAGUCAUGUGGCUAUUGGGGGGUCUCAGGCUGAGGAGUACAUAUGCAAUGUUAACUGUUAGGUCAGACAGUAUGAGAGGGAUGAGCUAUGAGUGAAGGAAAGAUCAAUAUAAAGUGAGUAGCAGAUAAGACAAGAAACUAGCAGCCCAUAGAGGGGCAGUGGGGAUGAAUUUGAAAAGAAUGUAGGGGUAGAAUUCCUAUGAUACGAUUCUAACACAGAACAUUUAUCUGUAGCACAUGGUGAAACCUCACCUCAGGUGGAUUUCACAGAAACUUAGUUUCUAUACAGGAAAACAGAUGUUUGACUUUAAAUUACUCAGUUUUCAUGUUAGAGACAGGAGCUAUUUUUUUGAGAUUACUUUAUUUAUUUUGUGUGUGUGUGUGUGUGUGUGUAUUAGUAAAUGCCAUGCAAGUUCAGCUGCCUACAAAGUCCAGAAGAGGGCAUUGGAUUCACCACAGGUGCUAGGAACUGAACUUGAAUCAUCUGCAAAAACAAAUAAAAGGAAAUGGAAGACAGUAAUAUGUUACCUCAGUUCAUCCAUGACACACUAUCAACAUCUCAUUCUCUAUUUGCAAGAAGUAUCCAAGAGCUUGAUGAAGGGGCUACCACACCAUAUGACUAUGAUGAUGGUGAACCUUGUCAUAAAACCAAUGUGAAGCAAAUUGGAGCUUGGAUCCUGCCCCCACUCUACUCCUUGGUAUUCAUCUUUGGUUUUGUGGGCAAUAUGUUGGUCAUUAUAAUUCUGAUAAGCUGUAAAAAGCUGAAGAGCAUGACUGAUAUCUACCUGCUCAACCUGGCCAUUUCUGACCUUCUCUUCCUGCUCACACUCCCAUUCUGGGCUCACUAUGCUGCAAAUGAGUGGGUCUUUGGGAAUAUAAUGUGUAAAGUACUCACAGGGCUCUAUCACAUUGGUUAUUUUGGUGGAAUCUUCUUCAUUAUCCUCCUGACAAUUGAUAGGUACUUGGCUAUUGUCCAUGCUGUGUUUGCUUUAAAAGCCAGGACAGUUACCUUUGGGGUGAUAACAAGUGUUGUCACUUGGGUGGUGGCUGUGUUUGCCUCUCUACCAGGAAUCAUAUUUACUAAAUCUGAACAAGAAGAUCAUCAUCACGUCUGUGGCCCUUAUUUUCCAAAACUAUGGAAAAAUUUCCAAACAAUAAUGAGGAAUAUCUUGAGCCUGAUCCUGCCUCUACUUGUCAUGGUCAUCUGCUACUCAGGAAUUCUCCACACCCUGUUUCGCUGUAGGAAUGAGAAGAAGAGGCACAGGGCUGUGAGGCUCAUCUUUGCCAUCAUGAUUGUCUACUUUCUCUUCUGGACCCCAUACAAUAUUGUUCUCUUCCUGACCACCUUCCAGGAAUUCUUGGGAAUGAGUAACUGUGUGAUUGACAAGCACUUAGACCAGGCCAUGCAGGUGACAGAGACUCUUGGAAUGACACACUGCUGCAUUAAUCCUAUCAUUUAUGCCUUUGUUGGUGAGAAGUUCCGAAGGUAUCUCUCCACAUUUUUCAGAAAGCAUAUUGCCAAACGUCUCUGCAAACAGUGCCCAGUUUUCUAUAGGGAGACAGCAGAUCGAGUGAGCUCAACAUUCACUCCUUCCACUGGGGAGCAGGAAGUCUCAGUUGGGUUGUAAAGUAAGUGGCAGUUUGCCUUUUUUUUUUUUAA